AUGUCCGAGAGAAGGCUUCAAGGUGGAGCGUUGCAAGCGUUACGCUGGGCCAUGCAGGAGAAGAGAGAAAUCGUUCUGGAAGAUUUCUUCGGUUGCACGGUAAUGAAUUGGCGAAGCAGCAGGGAUGAAGACGGGUGGCCUGAUCAUGUGGUAGCGCUCAUGGAACGUCAGCAUUGCAGGCUUGGCGACGAGGACGAGGACGAGGACGGGGAUGAGGACUACGACAACAACAAGUACGAGGAUAACAAAGGCAAUUUAGACAUGCAUGGAGGGCAGCGAUGGUGA
Messenger RNA from Alternaria burnsii, 285 nucleotides. RefSeq lists its product as uncharacterized. NCBI's taxonomy places the organism in Eukaryota, Fungi, Ascomycota, Dothideomycetes, Pleosporales, Pleosporaceae. The transcript has 2 exons. The coding region runs from base 1 to 285 and encodes 94 amino acids. The record is from RefSeq and is a predicted model, not a curated record.